Messenger RNA from Erythranthe guttata (spotted monkey flower), 1720 nucleotides. RefSeq names its product homeobox 1 (gene HB-1). Lineage: Eukaryota; Viridiplantae; Streptophyta; Magnoliopsida; Lamiales; Phrymaceae. Gene Ontology annotation, molecular function: DNA-binding transcription factor activity, RNA polymerase II-specific; sequence-specific DNA binding. Gene Ontology annotation, biological process: positive regulation of DNA-templated transcription. Gene Ontology annotation, cellular component: nucleus. The record is from RefSeq and is a predicted model, not a curated record.
ACUAUUUAUUGCCCACAUUCUACAGUUCUUCAGCAGCCCAGAUCUACCCUACGCACAUCCGGCGCAAGUUAGUCAUGGCCAACUAAUUAUUCCACCUCAUACAGCCGAAUUUCCAGAUCAGCCCCCACCAAUCAUUCAACGCCACACACAGAUAUUCCAAAGUCCACUAGGGUAAAACAGUACUUUCCCAACAUGAAAACCACUAUAAAAACCUAGCCUCCGUCCUCGAUCAACUUUAGUCGCAAAAGCCACUCUACAAAUUACGAUCACAGCAAAAUUACCAAACAGCCCUCACCGGCGUUCCUCCGCCCCCAAAUUUCCACAACCAGGGGUUUGCUGGUAGUAUAAACCCUAGCUCUAUCAGGGCGGUAGAAACAAAUCUCCAGGCCGGAAAAUUAAUCGCCGGAGCUGGGGAAAGUCGUGCGUCGCAUGAUGGGAUUUUGCAUCUGUCCGUUGGAAAUUCCGGCGAGGCUGCUCUGGUGCUCAAGCUUCUUCCGCCAUAAGCCAAUGCUAUUCUAACGAACUCUUUCUCACUCUAAAAGGAACCUCUUCCCCACCACUAAUUAUCAUAUUUCCAUAGAUCUCUACAUAUUAUUCGGAGAAAAUUAUAUAUACGUACACGUUCUGUGUGCGAUUGUGGAUAUUGGAUUGAUUGAUUGAUCGCCGGAGAUCUGUGAAAAAAAAAUGGAAUCCGGCCGUAUUUUCUUCGAUCCCUCCUGCCACAGCAACAUGCUGUUUCUCGGGAACGGCGACUCCGGUUUUCGAGGAGCAAGAUCGGUGAUGAAUAUGGAGGAAACCUCCAAGAGAUCACGGCCUUUUUUCAGCACGCCGGAAGAACUGUACGACGAGGAUUAUUUCGACGAGCAGUUGCCGGAAAAGAAACGCCGUCUCACUGCCGAGCAGGUGCACUUGCUAGAGAAGAGCUUCGAGACGGAAAACAAGCUGGAGCCGGAGCGCAAGACCGAGCUGGCUAAGAAUCUCGGCUUACAGCCGAGACAGGUGGCGGUUUGGUUUCAAAACCGCCGUGCCAGGUGGAAGACGAAGCAGCUCGAGAGGGAUUAUGAUCAGCUCAAAUCCUCUUAUGACUCACUCCUCUCUAACUAUGACUCCAUUCUCAAGGAAAAUGACAAGCUCAAAUCUGAGCUGCUUUCCUUGACGGAGAAGUUGCAACCCGAGGGAUCCGCCGGAGAACCGGGUCAGAAAUCGGAUCCGGUACCUCCGGAGGAUGCGCCUCCGUUUCUUCAGCUGACGAUGAAGGUGGAGGACCGCCUGAGUACCGGUAGCGACGGCAGCGGGGUGGUGGAUGACGACUGCCCUCAUCUUCUUGACAGCGGUGACUCCUACUUCCAAAACGAUUGCUACCCGGGCUGCGUGGCGGCGGUCGACGGCAUCAACUCCGAGGAGGAUGACGGUAGUGACGAUGGGCGGGGAUACUUUUCCGACGUGUUUGCUGCGGCGGAGCAGCAGGAGCCCAUUGCCAUGGGCUGGUGUAUCUGGUCUUAAUAUUUUAGGUUAGUCUCUUGUAUUAAUAACUUUGAAUAAACUAAUAUUCAAUAGUGUGUGUUUUCUAUUUGUAUUUCCUGUUGGGAGUGUUGUAAUGUGGUCACUUUAUGUAUAAACCUGAUGCUAUAAGUUGCUCAAGUAAUAACAAGUUAAUUUACUUGAGAAUUCCAUUAGCAAUCUGAUGGAGGUCAAUAAAGUAUUAAAUUUAAAAAUAAAA